Porites lobata is the source of this 1751-nucleotide messenger RNA. NCBI's taxonomy places the organism in Eukaryota, Metazoa, Cnidaria, Anthozoa, Scleractinia, Poritidae. The record is from the annotation of a GenBank genome assembly.
AUGGAAAACCUGAAGAACACAGAGUUUCUUUGGACAAGAUGCCAAUUAACUGUGAGAGCUAAAAAGGUAGGUAAAAUACAGGUACAUUAUUUUGUUAAUGCUUGCAGUGCAAUAUUUCUAAUGUGUAGUUUAAGUCGUCCGCUUAGUGAUUUAUUUAGCCUGUCCUGUAACAGAGCUGUGCUUUGGCAGUGCCUGGUGGCCCCCUGUUGCAUUACUGUUGCUCUUGGGUGACAAGGAAGUCUUAGUUUAUUCAAACACAAUUAUCCUGGGUACCUGGAUCUUUCAGGUUAAGGGCACAAGGGUCUUUCAUUUUUUAAGGACACAACACAUGUUUUGCAUGUUUGUUACACAAUUUAUGAUUGUUAUAGAAUGCACGAGUGCCACACCCUACCCCCUUUGACAUUUUUAAUGUUAACAGUGUUGUAACGGCUAACACGCGUUAUUCCCGAAUAUUGAUUCGUUAUUGAUUUAAUUUGUAUUGUAUUACAUUAAACCGCAAGAUGACGUUAUUCCUUGUCCAUUAGGGACGCGAUUACUUAAGUUCCGCUCAAACCGCAUUUUUGUUAGUUGCCUUUGUUUGGGUAAACGAUAAGUCGUGUUCUUCUUUAGUACAGUUUGUCCAGUUUAUCUUGGAAGUUGUUUGGUCAAGCUCUUACAAGCGGGACUGUUAUGUAAGUGUUUAAGUUUCCUUUUUAUACCUAACCUUUUCGAUAAGACUCCUUUAGCUAACCAUAUUACCACGUGGCAUAGGUUGGUUGAUGUUACUUAAAAUGUAACUCACCUUUCACUUGGUUAUUGGUACGUUUUAGAGUUUGUUUUUCAGAAUCUUUUCAGUAGUUUGUCUCUUUUUUUUUUUAUAUAGUUUCAGUUUCUGUUUGUAUUUCGACCUUAUGGUUCUACGGAUCUUUAUAGUUCAUCGAACUGUUUUCGCUUUGUUUUUAGAUGUAUCCUUUUAUAAUCUCGAAUUUUGUACUUGAUAAUUCGUUUUCGAUUAUUUUCUUAAGUCUUGAUUCGUUUACCUUCUUCGGCUUAGACCUACUGUAACUUGCAACUUUGCUAUGGAAUAAUUGGAAUGUAGUUGUAUGUUAGAAAUUAGCUUAGCCUUUUUUUGUAUUUCAUGUUUCAGUUUACGAUAUGGACUUGGAUCCUAUGAUCACGUUGAAUAAACGAUUCAAGACUCCUGUCCGUAAAAUAUUUCCUCGCUUUAUAGUGUGUCGUCGCUUGCGAACUCAAGGUCGUUGUCGUAUAUUGCUUCGCGUGUGUUGGCCGCUAUAAGGGUCCUUGCCAUUUAUAUGCGAGGUUUCAUUGUAGUGUAAAUUGCUCAGAGUAGAGAGCAAGAACCAAAUCUAAAGAUUCAAAAUAGUCAGGGUGACUAUUUUGCCAGACUAAACUGUUGCUGAAGAACAAACUAAAUGUUAAUCAAAUGUUUAUCACAGUAGUCAUGCCACUGUUACUAAAUAUGUUGUUUUGGUGUUCAGAAAUUGACGAAUCGCACAGACGUGUUGGACAAGGCACACCUUUCUCCGGAUGACAAAGCCAAAACAAAGGAUUUAUUAGACCUACACAAUGCUAUCCAGGAGAGUGAAGACAAUGAAGAGGGGGGCAGUGAUCCACCACCCAGGUACAUCAGGCCACUACGCUCAGAGAGGUCAAAGUUAAGAAACAUCAAUGCUGUUCUUGGCGCCUUUUGUGAAGCUCGCAUGUCAAAGAGGCAAAGAAAGAGCUGCUGGGAAACUAACCAAAGAGGUUGA